GCAACGGCGGCUAGGGUCGCCUCUCCUCUCUCCGCUGACCCUCUUCUCCACCUCUCCUCCCCUCGUCCUCACCUUCCUCGUCCAGAUCCGGUGGCCGGCAGCUCAGGAAGGCAGUGUCCGACUACGCCUACGAGGACGGCGACCCUCACCUCCUGCGUCGAGUUUUCCGACUAGGCCUCACCACCGCUGCGCAUCUCCUCUUUCUAGUUCUGGGGCAGCGCAGGAGGGAAGGGCAGAGGAGCAGUCUAAAGCGGGAUGGCAGCCAGUGCGACGACGGGGGUGUUGAACCCGCUCCUCGGCAAGCUCAGCCAGCUGCUCGGCGAGGAGUACAAGAAGCUCACGGGUGUGAGGAAGCAGGCCUCAUUCCUCAAGGACGAGCUCAGCGCCAUGAAAGCUCUGCUUGACACCAUGGAGCUCAUGGAUAACCUCCAUCCAUCCGCUAAGAAUUGGAGGGACCAUAUCAGGGAGAUGUCCUAUGAUAUGGAGAACUGCAUCGACGAUUUCAUUCAUGACAUCGAAGGUGCUGAUGCAAAGAAAGGCUUCGUCAGGAAAAUGGCUCAGCGGCUCAGGAGACUGGGGAGGCGUCAUCAGAUCGCCAACCGCAUCGAGGAGCUCAAGGUUCUCGCGGCGGAGGCAAAUGCUCGACGCGAGAGGUACAACAUUGAUGAGUGCAUCAAUUCGAGUCCUGGUCCUGUGGCCGUGGAUCCCCGGAUCCCAGCGCUCUACAAGGAGGCGGCAAGCCUUGUUGGUAUUGACGGCCCGAGAGAAGAGCUGGUCAAUUUGUUGAUGGAUUAUGAGAAAAAACUCAAAGUGGUUUCCAUUGUGGGGUUCGGAGGUUUGGGUAAAACCACGCUUGCCAAACAAGUGUAUAAUGAGAUUGGAGGGAAAUUUGCAUGCAAGGCAUUUUUCUCGGUCUCCCAAAGGCCAGAUGUCAAAAGCCUUCUUAGCGGCCUACAAUUAAAGCUUGAGGUUCCCCGGAAAGAAGAAAAUUUAAAGCUUGAGAUGGGGGAUUCUUCUCAUGCUUACAAGCUGGAAGAUAUUAUUGACCACCUUAGAGAACACCUCAAACAUAAGAGGUACUUAAUUAUCGUUGAUGACUUGUGGGAUCAAGCAUCAUGGAAUACUAUUAGGUGUGCCUUUCCAGACAAUGCUAAUGAAAGUAGAGUAAUGGUAACCACACGAUUGGAUGACGUAGCUACCACAGCAUGUUUGAGUGACCAUGCCUGCAUUUACAGUAUGAAGCCACUCAAAGAGCAGGACUCAAGAAGAUUAUUUUUUAGUAGAGUAUUUGGGCUGGAAAAUGUCUGCCCACCACAGUUUAAAGAAAUUUCAGCUCAAAUUCUCAAGAAGUGUGGCGGAUUGCCACUUGCAAUUAUCUCCGUAGCUAGCCUACUAGCUAGCCAUGAAGCAAGUCCGUUGAGUGAAUGGGAGAGCAUAAAGAAUUCUCUUGGUGCCAAGUCUGCCACAAAACCCACCUUGGAAGAGAUGAGGGGUAUACUGAACCUUAGCUACAUGCAUCUUCCUGUUCAUCUCCGGCCAUGUUUUUUGUAUCUCGGCAUGUAUCCAGAAGACCGUGAGACCGAGAGGAAUGACCUAGUUCGGCAAUGGAUAGCCGAAGGCUUUGUUUGUAGUUCGCAUGGAGCGGAUUUGGUUGAUGUUGCGAAAAGUUAUUUCAACGAGCUUAUCAAUAGAAGUAUGAUUCAGCCUGUAAGAACAUCUCAUGGGGAGGUACUUUCUUGCAGAGUGCACGAUAUGAUGCUGGAUUUGAUCCUAAGCAAGAGUACAGAAGACAAUUUUAUCAGUAUAGCAUAUAACUAUGAAGACAUGGCAAGAUUGCAUAGUUGCAAGUACAAGGUUCGUCGAUUAUCCCUCCAAUCGAGUGCUGGUGGUGCAACAUCGGAGACCAUUGCUACUAGCAUGUCACAAGUUCGAUCAUAUGCACGGUUUCAAGAGUCCCAAUACACUCCUCCGCUUUCACAGUUUAAGUAUCUACGGGUGCUUACCUUUGAGUUUCCACCUAAUUGGGAAACGACAGUCGACCUGACUGCAAUUGUCCGUUUGUUUUUACUGAGAUAUUUGAAAGUUUCAGCCUUAUCAGCAGUCGUAGCGCUCCCGGCAGAAAUUCAAGGGCUCGUACAUUUGCAAACUCUGGACUUACGUUGCAAGGAGACCCAAAGCUUUCCUUCAGAUAUAAGUUGUUUGGCCAACUUGUUUCAUCUGAGACUUCCAUUGUGUAUAGUGCUACCUCAAGGGAUCAAGAAGAUGAAAUCAAUACGCACCCUACGUUGUUGGGACAUGUCGAGGAGUUCGCUGGAGGAUAUCAAAGGCCUUGGUGAGCUGAUCAAUCUGAAGGAAUUGUACUUAAGCACACGUUUAAACAAGUGCUUGACGUUGGAACAAGAGGAUGCUUUGGUCUCCUCCAUCGGAAUGCUCCAAGACCUCAAGUGCCUCGUCCUCGAUUGGGAGCAUGGAUGCAGUGACCCUGACAGCCAGCUGGACUCCUUACAUGAUCCUCCUCGCCGUCUCGAGGAACUCUAUCUGCUAGACUGGGAGUUCAGAAGAGUUCCCAAAUGGAUCGGUGAGCUAUGUUGCCUCCGAAUCCUCAAUCUGCAUGUGUUGCACCUGUCGAGUGAUGAGGUUGGUGUUCUUGGUCAGCUCCCCUCCCUCGUCGGUGUCAGGCUCAAAGUGCCGGAUGUCUCCCAAGACAAAGUUGUGGUUGGCAUGGGGUUGUUUCCUGUUCUGGAGCACUUUUUGUUUGAGUCUGACAAAGAUGUGAAUGUGUAUCUGAGCUUCGAGGCAGGAGCUAUGACCAAGCUACAAAAGCUCACCCUGCAAUUCAGCUGGAGAGAGUGGAGAGGUGGUACACCAGCCGGCAUGGAGUGCCUGCCAUGCCUCCAGCACAUCGUGGUGUGGCUCAACUCCACUAGCAUCAAGUCAGACAAAAAUCUGGAAGAUGUACGUGCUGAUCUCGAGUCUGCUUUCAAGAGCGCCACAAGUCUGCACCCAGGGCAUCCCUCUGUUUCAGUUUAUUAGCCAUCCAUUCGAUCCAUACACAUUUUAUGGUCUGUAACUUAAUUAAUUCCCUCGCCACUUUGCUGUCUUGAUUAAUGUUUUUUGUUAGCAUUUCCCUUGAGUAUUUGAUUUCUUUUCUCGGGAUACUGUAAACCUGAUGCACUUAAGUUUUAUUUUUCAA
Molecule: messenger RNA, 3193 nt
Organism: Triticum dicoccoides
Lineage: Eukaryota; Viridiplantae; Streptophyta; Magnoliopsida; Poales; Poaceae
Product: disease resistance protein RGA5-like
Exons: 2
Coding region: 256-3033 (925 amino acids)
Biological process (GO): defense response to other organism
Molecular function (GO): ADP binding
Source: RefSeq, a predicted model, not a curated record